Molecule: messenger RNA, 2196 nt
Organism: Oncorhynchus masou masou (cherry salmon)
Lineage: Eukaryota; Metazoa; Chordata; Actinopteri; Salmoniformes; Salmonidae
Gene: angpt4
Product: angiopoietin 4
Exons: 9
Coding region: 433-1947 (504 amino acids)
Source: RefSeq, a predicted model, not a curated record
AGUGGGAUGGGAGGAAAGCAUUUCUCUUUUUUUUUGGACAUUGAAGAUUGAAAUUCAUUUGGAGCUGCUCCCUCACUUUCUUGUUCUCUCUCUGUCUCUCUCCCCCUCCCUCUCUCUUUCUCUGUGGCUAUUUAGGGGUCAAUGUUUGUGUCUGUUCACUUACGUAGCACUGGGGCCAGGGAAAGUUUAGAGAAAACAGGGACCUGCGGGGAGAAAAUCAGGACUUUAUCAAGAAUAAUAAGAACCAAAGCACAGACAAAAUACAUCUAAAUUAAGAAGAAGAGAACACAAGGGCUUCCUCUCCUUUUUCUGCUUGGAACCAUGUGCAUCCAUACCUCAAGUGAGUGAGUGAAGUGGGGGGGGAGGGGGCACUUUUAUCACAACACCUCGUCACAGGUGCUACUACCUGGGCAUUAAGGUGUGGGGAGCACCAUGAGGAAAAUCCUGUUGGGUUGGGGGCUGAUGCUGACGGCUGGGGUAAUGGGGGCUAGCGUAGUGGGUGCUAGUGGAGGAGGAGGAGGUGGUAGAGGGCAGAGGCGCAGAGGAGAAAAGCGCAGGGGGCUCCAUCGUGUCCAGCACGGCCACUGCAGCUACACCUUCAUCCUACCAGAGAUGGAGCGCUGUCAGGCCAGCCCGGUCCAAUACGGCAGCACCAACAUGGUUCAAAGGGACAAACCACCCCCUGCAGAGAGUGACUGGUCUGCACAGAAAUUGCAGCACCUGGAGACGGCCAUGGAGAACAACACGCAGUGGCUGCAGAAGCUAGAAAAGUAUAUCCAGGAAAACAUCAAGAUGGAGAUGGUGCAUAUUCAAGACCAUCCAGUACACAACCAGACUGCUACCAUGCUGGAAAUCGGAACUAACCUGUUGACUCAGACCGCAGAACAGACCCAGAAGUUAAACGUUGUCGAGGCUAAGGUUAUGAACCAGACAUCAAGAAUUGAGAUCAAGUUGUUGGAGAACUCAUUAUCUACAAACAAACUGGAGAAGGAAUUAUUGGUACAGACUUCUAAAAUCACUAAACUGCAAGACAAGAACAGUCAUUUGGAGAACAAGGUGCAGGUGUUGGAGUCACAGCAGCGGGACGAGCUGGAGGACAUGAGGGAGGAGAAGAAUAGGCUACAAGGACUGGUGAGGACCCAGACGACAGCCAUCAAAGCUCUAGAGAGGCAGCUGAGGGUUGCCAGCACCAACAACUCAGCCCUGCAAAGGCAGCAUCAGCAGCUCAUGGAGUCGGUCCACACGCUCAUCAACAUGGUGUCUACCGGUACAGGGAUAUUGCUGAGAGACCAGAGGUUUUGUGAUUGUGCAGAAGCCUAUAAAGCAGGACACAACAUCAGUGGAGUCUACUACAUAUACAUCAGUAACAUGACAGAACCCACCCAGGUGUUUUGUGACAUGGAGACUAGUGGUGGAGGCUGGACAUUGUUCCAGCGCAGAGUCAACGGCAGUGUGGACUUCCAGAGAACAUGGAAGGAAUACAAAAUGGGUUUUGGGGACCCUGCGGGAGAGCACUGGCUUGGGAAUGAGCUGGCGUUUCAGAUGACCAGUCAGACCCAGUAUGCCCUGAGAGUGGAGCUGAGAGACUGGGAGGGGAACACACCCUACUCCCACUACGACAAGUUCCAACUGGCCAGUGAGAAACAACAAUACAGGCUGUUCCUGUGGGGCUACAGUGGAACAGCGGGAGAGCAGAGCAGCCUGGUAUCGCAUGGCACCAGCUUCAGCACCCGCGACGCCGACAACGACAACUGCCUGUGCAAGUGUGCCCUCAUGCUGACUGGGGGUUGGUGGUUUGACGCUUGUGGCUUGUCCAACCUCAACGGCAUUUACUACACCGUGGGCCACAACAUCCGCAAGCUGAACGGCAUAAAGUGGCAUCACUUUCGGGGACCGAGUUAUUCACUUAGUUCGACAGCCAUGAUGAUCCGACCAUCCGACUUCUAAGACCGGACAGUCAUUUGGAGAGGGGAAGGGCUGUGAAUGGGAAAGGGACAGUCAUUUGGAGAGGGGAAGGGCUGUGAAUGGGAAAGGGACAGUCAUUUGGAGAGGGGAAGGGCUGUAAAUGGGAAAGGGACAGUCAUUUGGAGAGGGGAAGGGCUGUGAAUGGGAAAGGGACAGUCAUUUGGAGAGGGGAAGGGCUGUGAAUGGGAAAGGGACAGUCAUUUGGAGAGGGGAAGGGCUGUGAAUGGGAAA